Molecule: messenger RNA, 2362 nt
Organism: Gadus morhua (Atlantic cod)
Lineage: Eukaryota; Metazoa; Chordata; Actinopteri; Gadiformes; Gadidae
Gene: rhcgb
Product: Rh family, C glycoprotein b
Exons: 11
Coding region: 263-1720 (485 amino acids)
Biological process (GO): ammonium homeostasis; ammonium transmembrane transport
Cellular component (GO): plasma membrane
Molecular function (GO): ammonium channel activity
Source: RefSeq, a predicted model, not a curated record
CAACAUAGCUUGAGACGACCCCUUCCACCCUCAGCUCCUUCGAGGACAUCCCGUGUCCAAUCGUAGCGGCCUAGAGGAGAGGGAGUGUCGCUGUGCUAUCCCAUGCAGAAAGUGGCUCGUCUUCCUAAGUGGGAGAGAUAACCCUGCUGUCUUUCUGCUCCAGGUGCACACGGUGAUCUGAGACACGCAGCCUCCACUGUCUGCCCCUCUGUCCCCACAACUCAGCCUUUUGUCCCCUCCCUACCCCUCCACCACCUUCAGGAUGGGCUGCGUCCAGAGCUUCAGGGAUCUGUGCGACCGUCCCAAGAACACCAACGUGCGCGUCAGCCUGCCGGUGGUCUGCUUCGUGUGGCAGACGGCCAUGGUCAUCCUGUUUGGCGUCUUCAUCCGCUACAACGCCGAGUCGGACGUCCGCUGGCGGGAGUUCAGGAGGACAAACAACAUCUCGAGCGACAUCGAGAAUGACUUCUAUUUCAGAUACCCAAGUUUCCAGGACGUCCAUGUGAUGGUGUUCGUGGGCUUCGGGUUCCUCAUGACCUUCUUGAAGCGCUACAGCUUUGGGGCGGUGGGCUUCAACUUCCUCAUUGCGGCCUUCGGCCUCCAGUGGGCGCUGUUGAUGCAGGGCUGGUUCAGCUCCCUGGACACCGACGGGAAGAUCAAGAUCGGCGUUGAGAACCUGAUCAACGCGGACUUCUGCGUGGCCGGCUGCCUGAUCGCCUACGGCGCGGUGCUGGGGAAGGUGAGCCCGGUGCAGCUGCUGGUGCUCACCCUGUUCGGGAUCACCCUGUACGCCGUGGAGGAGUACAUCAUCCUGUCCAUCCUACACGCCAGGGACGCUGGAGGCUCCAUGGUGAUCCACACCUUCGGGGCUUAUUAUGGUCUGGCCAUCUCGUGGAUGCUGUACCGGCCCAACCUGGAGCAAAGCAGCCGUCUGCAGGGCUCUGUGUACCACUCAGACGUGUUCGCUAUGAUCGGCACCCUAUUCCUGUGGAUGUUCUGGCCCAGCUUCAACUCGGCCCUGACGGACCACGGGGACGGGCAGCACCGGGCCGUCAUCAACACCUACCUCUCCCUGGCCUCCACGGUGCUCACCAGCGUGGCCGUCUCCAGCCUGUUCCAGAAGCAGGGGAAGCUGGACAUGGUGCACAUCCAGAACGCCACCCUGGCCGGGGGCGUGGCGGUGGGCACGGCGGCCGAGUUCAUGCUGAUGCCCUACGGCUCGCUCAUCGUGGGGUUCUUCUGCGGCAUCAUCUCCACCCUGGGAUACAUCUACCUCACGCCCUUUCUGGAGAAGCACCUGAAGAUCCAGGACACCUGCGGGGUCCACAACCUCCACGCCAUGCCGGGGGUGAUCGGGGGGGUGGUGGGCGCCAUCACCGCCGCCGCCGCCACAGAGACCGUCUAUGGAAAAGAAGGGCUGAUAAACACAUUUGACUUUGAUGGUGACUUCAAGGGCACAACCCCUAGUAGGCAGGGGGGCAUGCAGGCAGCCGCGCUGUGUGUGGCCCUCGUCUUCGGCAUCGGGGGGGGCAUCUUCGUCGGGUGUAUUCUAAGGUUACCUAUAUGGGGAGAUCCUGCAGAUGAGGACUGCUUCGAUGACCAGUUCUACUGGGAGUUACCUGAAGACGAAGAGAGUGUUGAACCUGUCCUUGAAUACAAUAACCACACAAUAAGGAACAAAAACGUAGCGGAAACCAUUUUCAGUGUUGAGCAGACCUGACCUGCCUGCUUCCUGCAGGAACCCUGGUUCCUUGUCCUUUAACUACGGUUUCGAACCUUCAAACUGAUCAAACAAGGCACUUAGGACUAGUCUAAUAAUGGCUCCUAUAUCUCUCUACAUUUAUCAAAAGUUUUAAAUUAGGAAUGGGGUGGCGAACUUUCCCUCUUCAAACGCAAAUAUGGGGGAUUUGCCGCUUUGCAUAGCUGGGGCUUUUAAUUUGGAAUAUUUCGAUUCAUAAUUAUUUUUAUCUUGCAGUUGAACAAGUUCUAAGAUAACUAUUACUUGUUGAAAUUGCGUUGUUUGAAGGAUAAAACCUAAACUGCACUUUAAUGUUUGAUUCCUGGUUUUGCACAAAAUUCUAAUUUGUCCUACUGCUGGUGAAGUCGUGGGACUUAGAAAUUAUGCUUAAAGUAUACACAUAGAUGAAUUAUUUGAAAUGUGCCGUUGGCAAAAAAAAACUCCUAAAAAACUUAAACUGCAUAGUUGCAGUUUUUGUCCAAAUUUUCCCGGUUUUAAUAAAUAUUCGGAUAAUUAUUAUUUUUUUUAAUGUAGUUCGAUAGAAAGAUAAAUAGAACAUUAGAAUCAACUUAGAAUGUAUGAAUGAAAAUUGGCAAUAACAAUUUUCAUUUUAACAAAAAUACU